AUGCAAUGUCCGUACCAUGAUUGCGACGCGGUCGAAACCAUACAGCAUGCUCUGAUGGCUUGCCCUCGGAUCCGGCCACUCUGGGAUGUGAUUUCAGAGCCAUGGCUACAAUUUGGGUUGAGGUUUGAAUGGACCUACAUUCUGGACGUGACGAAAGUUAACCCUGCUCCUGAAUGGAUCCAUGUAGCCCCUAUGCUCGUGGUUCUGUGGACGAUGCUCACAGCAGGCGUGAUGCGGCGUCUCUGGAUCUAUCGUAACAAGGUCAAAUACGAAGGUACUGCUGGUCCCUAUGUCCCUGUCAUGCUAGAGCUCGUCCUCCUGCAGUGGUCUAUGCAAGUCCGUCGGCAUCUACAGCUUCCAACGACGCUGGACGACGAGCGAACCCAAAUCCAGACCGUCUUGGGCCAUUUUGGUCAACAUCCCAGUUACCACGGCAACAACAAUGGAACCGGUGGUGUGAUCAAGCGCUCAAAGCUCGGCCGCCACCCUGCUGCAGUGAGCGGGAAGACAGCAGCCAAGUGGUCCGACGACUCGGUGACCUGUAUGUUUCGACUCAGGUUUGUGAAACUGGCCCACAAGUUUGAAAACGUCAAGAACAAUCAAAUGCGCCGCGAUGCGUAUGAAUUACUUGCUGCCGAACUCUCCGUGGAGGUGGAUCAAGUAUUAAGCGCAGAACAAGUUCAAAACAAGCUACACGAGUUGAAGAAAAAGUGGCUUAAUCCAAAGGUCAAGGCGACUGGCAAUGGUUCGGCUGUCCGUACGAAGCCCCAGUACUUCGACAUUAUGUUUGAGUAUUGGGGUACCAAACUUGGUUACUCACACUCGUCGCUGUUGUCGUCCGACCCUGACGUUGAUGUCGACAGCGAGGUUUCCACGCUGAGCUUAGACGUCGGUAGCGAUUCGGACAGUGUCAUGGGUCGUCAAAAUCUCACACGAAUCAACCGUCCCACGCUACAGCCCUGCUUCAAGGCCAUCAAGCAGUUGGCAAUGGGCUUGAAAGCAUUGGGUCGUCGUUUGGAAAACAACCUGCCGACGGUGGCAUGA
This is a messenger RNA of Aphanomyces astaci, 1044 nucleotides long. RefSeq lists its product as hypothetical. The coding region runs from base 1 to 1044 and encodes 347 amino acids. The record is from RefSeq and is a predicted model, not a curated record. Lineage: Eukaryota; Oomycota; Saprolegniomycetes; Saprolegniales; Verrucalvaceae. The transcript is spliced from 4 exons.